AUGGGAAGAGGGAGAGUUCAGCUGAAGCAGAUCGAGAACAAAAUCAGUCGCCAAGUCACCUUCUCCAAAAGGAGAACGGGGCUGCGCAAGAAGGCUCAUGAAAUCUCUGUGCUCUGUGAUGCUCAAGUCGCACUGAUUGUCUUCAAUGCCAAAGGGAAACUCUUUGAGUAUUCGUCUGAAUCCAGGAUUCCAUCUCUUGCACCAGGUCCCUUUGGUGAAUUGAUGUCUAACAAGUAUGUACGGCCAUGGAGGGCCCUCUCUGACAAGGCAACAGGUGCUGCCAUAUGUUCAUGUUUUAGGCAACGCGUUGUAGUGUUCUGA
This is a messenger RNA of Sphenostylis stenocarpa, 321 nucleotides long. NCBI's taxonomy places the organism in Eukaryota, Viridiplantae, Streptophyta, Magnoliopsida, Fabales, Fabaceae. The record is from the annotation of a GenBank genome assembly.